Molecule: messenger RNA, 440 nt
Organism: Oncorhynchus kisutch (coho salmon)
Lineage: Eukaryota; Metazoa; Chordata; Actinopteri; Salmoniformes; Salmonidae
Product: sodium/glucose cotransporter 5-like
Exons: 4
Coding region: 111-440 (109 amino acids)
Biological process (GO): transmembrane transport
Cellular component (GO): plasma membrane
Molecular function (GO): D-glucose:sodium symporter activity
Source: RefSeq, a predicted model, not a curated record
GGUGUGUGUUAGGGUUAGGUGUGUGUUAGGGUUAGGUGUGUGUGUUAGGUGUGUGUGAGUGUUAGGUGUGCGUGUUAGGUGUGUGUGUGUGUUAGUGUGAGUGGUCAGUAAUGGCGUCCAACUCCACCACCCAGUUCUUUGCUCUGUCCCAGUCCUUCAGUAUCUCUGACAUCAUCAUCAUCGCUGCUUACUUCCUGCUCAACGUAGCCGUCGGCAUCUGGUCGUCGUGCAGGGUCAGCAGGAACACUCUGAGUGGAUACUUCCUGGCUGGGAGAGACAUGGCCUGGUGGCCGAUCGGAGCCUCUCUGUUUGCCAGUAGCGAGGGCUCUGGUCUGUUCAUCGGUCUGGCUGGAACAGGAGCUGCCGGAGGCAUCGCUGUAGCUGGCUUCGAAUGGAACAGGCUGAAUGUAUCCCACCGGAUGAAGCAUCUGAGCGAGUGA